UUGUAAUUCCUUGAGGAUAUAGUAGCCACUCUUCCCUCAGACGCAUUCUGGACGCAAGAAGCAUCAGGUCAUGGAGAGGUGUCCCUAAGAUUAUCAAGUGCGCGGAAAGCCUUCCCUUCCGGGGUUUUAAAGUACGGAACUUUAUCCAGCCUGGACGAUUAAUGUUAGACAAUCGUUUUAUUAAAUAUUUAAUGCGCUCGGUGCGCGCGGUGAGGAUUUGGCGCUGAAGUUCUCCGACACCUGUUCCACACUUCAGCUGCGGUAUAUUAUGUUACAGCUGUAGGUUUUUGUACGUGCACACAUCGGCUUCGUGUUUAGCUGAAAUAAUGCCACCUGUUCCCCUCCUGACAGCCCAAAACUCUAUUCUUCGCCGUGAGUGAUUUUAUUCGGGGAAACUUUUACGCACAAACUUCAAACGUCUCAAAACUGCUUUCCCAGAACGCGGAGGGACUUUCGGUGGACAGCAUUCAAUUUUUUCCCUAGAGAUUUUCCAGCGGAAUUCUUUUCCCACCUUAUUUCCAUCGCUGUCCAAACGCGCCGGCUCACGCCGUCACCUUCAGGAAAACCGCAGGGGGGCCGUGAGAGCACUGGGCCAGUGUGGGCUUUUUUUACGCACCGCAGAGAAGAUGAACAUCCAGGUUCAGCCAGAACACAAACUGUCGUCGGUGGCCCCGCUGAAGCAGUGUAACAGUGUGGAGAAAAAAGACGUAGAACUGAUCCUAGUGAAGGACCAGAAUGGCGUUCAGUACACCAGUACCUCCAUCAUUCCCGCGUCAAGUCGCUGUGCCGGUCCUCCCGGAUCCACCUCCGAGCAAGACCGGGAAACGUGGGGCAGGAAAAUAGACUUUCUGCUGUCGGUCAUUGGCUUCGCGGUGGACCUGGCCAAUGUUUGGAGAUUUCCUUACCUGUGCUACAAAAACGGAGGAGGUGCUUUUUUGAUCCCUUACAUUCUUUUUUUGGUCAUUGCGGGUAUGCCAUUGUUCUACAUGGAACUUGCCUUGGGCCAGUACAACAGAGAAGGAGCAGCCACAAUUUGGAAAAUAUGCCCCAUAUUUAAAGGUGUGGGCUACACUGUGAUCGUAAUAGCCCUGUAUGUGGGUUUCUACUACAACGUCAUCAUUGCUUGGUCUCUUCACUACUUAUUUUCAUCCAUGACUACUGAGCUGCCUUGGCUUCACUGUGGCAACAGCUGGAACAGUGAGAACUGUACUGACCCGAAAUUCAUCAACGGGUCUGUCCUGGGUAAUGGGACGUCUUACGCCAAGUACAAGCUCACCCCAGCAGCAGAGUACUAUGAGCGGGGUGUAUUGCAUCUCCAUAAGAGUAAGGGUAUCCAGGACUUGGGCCUGCCUCAAUGGCAGCUGUCAUUGUGCCUUGUUGCGGUGGUCUUCAUCCUCUACUUCAGCCUCUGGAAAGGUGUCAAGUCCUCAGGGAAGGUGGUGUACAUAACAGCUACAAUGCCCUAUGUGGUUCUUUUUGUGCUGUUGAUUCGAGGUAUCACUCUACCUGGAUCCAUGGAUGGCAUCAGGGCCUACCUCCACAUUGACUUCAAGCGGCUCAACAACCUGGAGGUGUGGAUUGAUGCUGCCACUCAGAUAUUCUACUCACUUGGUGCAGGAUUUGGUGUGCUCAUUGCAUUUGCAAGCUACAACAAAUUUGACAAUAACUGUUACAGGGAUGCACUGUUGACCAGCACUGUGAACUGUGUUACGAGUUUUUUCUCAGGAUUUGCCAUUUUCUCUGUGCUUGGAUACAUGGCUUACAAGCAUGGAGUAAGAAUAGAAGACGUGGCAACAGAAGGGGCAGGACUGGUGUUUAUCAUCUACCCAGAAGCAAUUUCUACACUGCCUGGUUCCACAUUUUGGGCUAUUGUGUUCUUCAUCAUGUUGCUAACGCUUGGGAUUGACAGUUCGAUGGGUGGCAUGGAAGCAGUUCUCACAGGCCUCACAGAUGACUUCAAGAUCCUCAAGAGGAACAGGAAGCUCUUCACUUUUGCCACAGCCUUUGGAACCUUUCUGAUGGCCUUGUUCUGCAUUACUAAUGGUGGGAUCUAUGUGCUGACCCUCUUAGAUAAGUACGCAGCAGGGACCUCUAUAUUAUUUGGGGUGUUGGUCGAGGCCAUUGGCGUGUCAUGGUUUUACGGUGUGGACCGGUUCAGUGAGGACAUUGAGCGCAUGAUGGGUUUCAAGCCAGGACUCUAUUGGAGGUUAUGCUGGAAAUUUGUUAGUCCAGCUUUCCUUCUGUUUGUGGUUAUUGCCAGUACUUUGACAUCAUCAGGCCUGAAGUAUGACGACUAUGUCUUCCCUCAAUGGUCCAACCUUCUGGGCUGGGCUGUGGCCAUGUCCUCCAUGCUGUUUGUCCCUUUCUACGCCAUAUACAAGUUCUUCAGCCUGCCGGGAACUUUUAAAGAGAGGAUAGCUUAUUGCAUCACUCCAGAACACGAACAUGACAUGGUAGCUGAAGGGAAUGUACGACAAUUCAAACUCAGACAUUGGUUGGCCAUCUGACAACAGAUUCUGAGAAUUCCAUCACCUAGUCCCAUGUCUGGAGUUACUAUGUUCAGCCAGCAGGUGGACAGGCAAAGAGAAGACUCGCCUCUUAAUGUUCCUGGCAGGCUCCAUCUUCUUUCUGUCAAAUUCUUCCUCAAGGCCUUUGUUGUCAACCAUCAUUAUUUAGCACUUUGAUUUCAAAGCUAUGCCUAUUUGACAGCUUUGUGUCGCUCAUAAGUCAAGGGUACUCAUGUACUACUUUGACUUGCACAAGGAUAUCUUAUUGGACUUUAUACAUACUAUAAUGAUGUGCAUCUGCACAUCUUUUUAUCCAUGAGUUUACAUUGUUUGCCUUUCGCUAAUUAGCUGCUGCAGCGAUAGUGUUUAUGUGAUGUCAUAUAUCUGCCAUCUUGGAGGGCAAACAAAGAGGUAUUUAAUGGCACAGUGAACCAAAAGCAAAAGACAAACCACAAUCCUGGUAUUGAGUAGCAACUACAUUGCAUUUUCCUAUGUGGUUGCCUAAAUAUCUGAAUAAAAAUGUUAUGCAGCACACCUGAUCUUAUAACAUGUAGGGUGUUUUGAAUGAAAGCACCAGUCCAGAGAGGCCACCCAGAUGCA
Messenger RNA from Thalassophryne amazonica, 3107 nucleotides. RefSeq names its product solute carrier family 6 member 2 (gene slc6a2). Gene Ontology annotation, biological process: sodium ion transmembrane transport; dopamine uptake involved in synaptic transmission. Gene Ontology annotation, molecular function: dopamine:sodium symporter activity; norepinephrine:sodium symporter activity. NCBI's taxonomy places the organism in Eukaryota, Metazoa, Chordata, Actinopteri, Batrachoidiformes, Batrachoididae. Gene Ontology annotation, cellular component: neuronal cell body membrane; neuron projection; presynaptic membrane. The record is from RefSeq and is a predicted model, not a curated record. Bases 627 to 2507 code for a protein of 626 amino acids. The transcript is spliced from 14 exons.